Molecule: messenger RNA, 1817 nt
Organism: Cryphonectria parasitica EP155
Lineage: Eukaryota; Fungi; Ascomycota; Sordariomycetes; Diaporthales; Cryphonectriaceae
Product: putative GTP cyclohydrolase II
Exons: 19
Coding region: 1-1470 (489 amino acids)
Biological process (GO): riboflavin biosynthetic process
Molecular function (GO): GTP cyclohydrolase II activity
Source: RefSeq, a predicted model, not a curated record
AUGUCCCACGCCGACUCCCAGUCGCCCGCGCUCUCCGGUCUUCGUCCGUCCCCCGUCGCAGCGCUCCGCAAGGAGAACGACCUGGACAGUGAGGAGAGUACCGCCGCCUCGUCUGCUGCAGCUCUUGCGUCUAAACCCACGGCCACUCCUCCCUUCCGCCCGGCCGACGUAGCCGUUUCCCCUUCUGGUGCAUCGUCGCCUACGCAGGCUGGCUUUACCUCCAGGAUCAUCUUGACGACAUAUCCCAAGCAGAUUGGCAUCAAACCAUUUCCUAUGAAGUGGGGCGCUGCUGAGCCUCUUGAACGUGGCCCCAUCGUCGUGUCUCGCUACUCGUCUACCAUUCGGAGGAGAAACGCCAUUGGAGCUCACGGCGGCUCCUACUCCAUCUAUUACGCUUUAGCCCUUGCCAGUAAGGAGCUCAAGGCCGACCACAGGCCCGACUUCACCAACACGGAGCCGACAACGACCGUUGGACCUUUUCCUCAGUGGGGUGACCCCAAGAAGAUCGUGGCAAUGGACCCGUGGGGCCAUCUCGCCCCUUGGCUCUUCAAGGACACGAUCGAGAAGGAUGACAUUGAUAUUCGACCUACCAUCGCGAUCACGAAGGCGCACAUGAAGCUGCCUGAGCUCGAGGACAGCGUGCGCAGUGGGAGACUUAUCCCUGAUGGAAAGAUCUGUCUAAAUGACCAGGGCGAGCUUGCAGUCACCAAGUUCGCGGUCGAGCCUGUCUGGUACCUGCCCGGAGUAGCCGAGCGAUUUGGCAUUGACGAGGGGACGCUGAGGAGAUCUCUCUUUGAAUAUACCGGUGGCAGCUACCCCGAGUUGAUCACCCGUGGUGAUAUCAAGGUGUUCCUACCACCUAUCGGUGGCUUGACUGUGUACUGCUUCGGAGACCCCGCAAACAUGUCGAAUCCCAGCAAGAAGCUCGCCCUUCGCAUCCACGACGAGUGCAACGGCAGCGAUGUCUUCGGCUCAGACAUCUGCACGUGCAGACCCUACCUCAUCUUCGGCAUCGAGGAAGCUGUCAAGGAAGCUCAGAAGGGCGGCAGUGGCGUCGUGAUCUACUUUAGAAAGGAGGGCCGCGCCCUCGGCGAGGUGACAAAGUACCUUGUAUACAAUGCCCGAAAGCGUGGCGAAGACCGUGCCUCGGACUAUUUCAAGAGGACCGAGAACGUAGCCGGCGUCAAGGACAUGCGCUUCCAGGCCCUGAUGCCCGAUAUCCUUCACUGGCUGGGCAUUACUAAGAUCGAUCGGAUGCUUAGCAUGAGCAACAUGAAGCACGACGCUAUUGUCGGUCAAGGAAUUCCUAUCCAUGAGCGCGUCGAGCUGCCCGAGUCUUGGAUCCCCGCGGACUCGAGGGUCGAGAUCGAUGCUAAGAUCACGGCCGGUUAUUUCACCACCGGACACCGGAUGACGGCUGAGGAGCUACAGGCUGUCCAGGGACGCCUGUGGGAGGAUGUCGACCAUUGAUCGAGCAAAAGGCUAAAGGGAGGGAAAGAGGCCUCCCAGCUCUCCAGAGUAAGGACUCCGCAAGUGCAUUGGCCCACCUGGGCAAUAGAGGAUAUUUACCCCAGAUUCAUGAGUCUGGUCUGUUUCAUGCUACUGGAGAAAGGCGGGCAUGCCAGGAAGACAAGCAACGUAGAAUCCAUCAAUAGGGUAUUUUACCACCAAAUGGUACUCUGGGAGCGGAUCCCGUCCGUGGCCCACUACGCAGGCACGGGUUGUUUUCGCCCUCUCUCUCUCUCUGACUUGUAAGGACCGCCAGCAUGUAUACUCGAUAGACAGUUCAAGAUACAAUGUACAGCGUGUAGACUGCC